AUCGUUCACAAAAGUUUCACCUACAACUUACCUGAUUGGCUAAUAGCUGACCAAUCAAAUUUCGAAUAUGUUUCGAUGUCCCCCGGUGUCCUCUCUCGAAUGGCGAAAACCGCAGGUCUCUACAAUGUUCCUAUGAAAAGUUAUUCAAAAAACAGUGGAGGACAUUAUAUUUUGAAACGGAUAAUAGUAAUCAAUUUGUAAUCAUGAGUAAUCACCAGUAAUCAAAAUUAAUCUCCAGUAAUCACUAGUAAUUAUUAGAAACAUGCAUCAUUUAUUGCGGAUCAUUGAGCAUGGAAAUAAAAUUAAAAGCUGUUAGCGCAAUCUCUGCGGAAUAAAAAUGUGAAAUACGAUGUAGCUGUUGUUGCUACUUAGGGCAUACCAACAGUAAUGACGCCGACACUAUACUAGUUCACAUAAGGAUGAAGGAUGUUUUCUUUCUAUACAAUCUGAUAGAGAAAAGAUUGCUCCAUUUUUCUAUGUUAUUUGAUCAUACUUCAACUAAUAUCAUAAUAAUAAAAUCUCGAUAAGAACUGUUUUUGUGUUCAAGUUCACUAAUAUGUAAGGCAAAUUAAAUGGCCACGAUUUGCAUUUCGGUUUUCAACCUCUUAAUACGUUAUAUUAAAAAAAUAAAAUCUACCAAAAGGUGCAGCGUGAAAAGCUCUACAAUUCGCAUAAGAUCGCUUAUUUUAUAAUUGCACUUUUUGUUUUCAAAAUGAACAAAAUGUUGAGCGACUAAUUUUCGACCAUAUGAAAACGCUACUUUUUUUUGGUAUAAGAUGAAUUCAUUUUUUCUUAUUUCAUCUUUUUAUCGCCUGAUAUCUUUUCUUUAAGGAAAAAAAAGGCAUCACAAGAUGCAGUGUCAAAAACUCUACAAUGUACAAAGUAAAUCUUAGAGCUUGUCCGGCUAACGGCCAACCAGAGUGAUUAAAGUAGAAGCUGAAUAUUUUCAGAAGCUAAUAACAUCAUGUUAUAGAGCACAUCUUGCUGUAUUAAGAAACGUACCUCAUUUUAGCUUUUCUUCGCACAGCUGAAAAAAACUAUGUACAAAACAGUCUUAGUGUGUUUUUCGAAAAUUCUUGCAGUUUUCGUACAUACAAAGUACUCAGGCGAAUCGUCAUGGUUUUUCGGAAAAUUGGUAGUUUACUCCUAUGGCGGUUGUGGAUUGUUUUGGGUUUUUUGGCGUUCGGUUGGGAGUUUCGGGGAAUCUGAGGACACCAUUCGAUAGAGCUCGUUGAGUUCUAGGUGGCUUACUAGUUUUCUUUUGUGGCUUAGUCGCUCAGGCGAAUUGUCAUGGAAAAUACUCGAAUCGGCUGCUAACUUUCCUUACAUUAAUAAGAAGUUCCAAAGAAUUGAAGGAUUUAUCAGUUGUUAUAAAUGCAAGAACACUCAAAUUUACAACAAGUUAAGUGGUACCAAACGUUACAAAGAGCAUGCUGAUAAAUGCUUUCCCAUAUUGAAUAUUACAACAACAAUAUCACCAUCACCAACAACGCCAUCAACAUCAACAACGACAUCAUCACCAUCAUCAACAACUUCAUCAUCAUCAAUCAGUUUUACUUCAUCGUCAUCUACAUCAGCACAAGUAACUUUAAAUCAAAUGGGAUUUACCAAAUCUAUAAAAUUUAAUGAAAAAGACAUCAGAAGAAUGAAAGAUUUAUCAGUGGAAUGGGUGUGCGGUGAUAUUAGGCCCUUCAGCAUAUUCGAUGAUGUUGGUUUUAGACGUUUAGCACCAGAAUGUGUUCGAUUGGGUUCUAUAUACGGUGCAUUCGAUUUAAUGAAAUUUUACAUGGUGAAAAAAACCAUAUCACGACAUAUUAUUUCAUUUGCUGAUAAUUCACGUGAACAAAUUAAAGAACUUUUAUCAAUUCCUCUACAAGAACAUUCAUUAACAAUCUGUCCGGAUUAUUGGACAGACUUACAUAAAAAAAUGUCUUAUUUAGGUGUGAAUGCACUUCAUAAGUACUUGAGUUUUUUCGGAAUUAAUUCAUUGGCUGAUAUUAAUAUAGUAUGUGAUCGUGGUAGUAAUUUUGUGUGUGCUUUUAAAGAUUUCGAGCCGGUUUUCUGUUACGGUCAUCGACUGAACAAUAUUGCCAAACUGAACUUUUUUCAGAACAAAAGGAAAAAGGAAAAAGUUGGUGCCGUUGUAAUUGAUGCUACAAAUAUACUUGAUACAAAUCCACCUUCAACAAUAAAAGCUGAAGAUAAUGAUAAUGAAAUUCAUGAAUCGUCAAGCGAUGACAGUGAAUUAUCAACUGAUGAUGAUUUCGCAAAUGACACAGCUUUACCAGUUAUUAGAAAAAAGAAAAAAUUUGUUAAAGUGACUGUAUCAUCAAAAAAUGAUUUAUUAUUUUCUCAGAAGAAAAUUACGGUUAAGCAAAUCCCAAUCUCAGCUAAACAUGUUCUUCAAGUUUUAAAUAAGUGUAAGAAGAUAGUGAAAUACGUGAAAAAGACAGGAAUUAACAAUGAUAUCAAACAAGAAUGUGGUGCUACAUUGGAUCAAUCGUGUAUCGUUCGGUGGUUAUCAAUGUUGAACUUGUUGGAGAGUAUGUUAAAAUCAUUCAAGGCAACAAAACGAUUAUUAUUAGCUCGAAAUAAACAUUCAUUAAUUAAUGAUUUAGAUUUAGCAACAUUAAAACAACUGGUU
Rotaria sp. Silwood2 is the source of this 2644-nucleotide messenger RNA. The record is from the annotation of a GenBank genome assembly. Lineage: Eukaryota; Metazoa; Rotifera; Eurotatoria; Philodinida; Philodinidae.